This is a messenger RNA of Talaromyces proteolyticus, 1223 nucleotides long. RefSeq names its product short-chain dehydrogenase/reductase family protein. NCBI's taxonomy places the organism in Eukaryota, Fungi, Ascomycota, Eurotiomycetes, Eurotiales, Trichocomaceae. The record is from RefSeq and is a predicted model, not a curated record. Bases 93 to 935 code for a protein of 280 amino acids. Gene Ontology annotation, molecular function: oxidoreductase activity. The transcript is spliced from 5 exons.
CAACUUGCCAGCAGGCCGUUCAGGGUUGCUGCCAAACUCGAGAGUCCAUAUCCCAGCCAGACCUGGCGAACAGAACCUCCUAUCCUACAAACAUGGCAACAGCUCCAAGAGGUCGGCUUCAGGGCAAGAAUGCCAUCGUGACUGGUGCCGCAGGUGGAAUCGGCCUUGAAACCUCGAUUCUCUUCGCCAGGGAAGGCGCCUCCGUGCUCAUGGCAGACAUCUCCGAGCCCGCCCUUGCCAAAGCCCUAGCGAAGCUCAAAGAAGUAGUGCCUACCGCUGGUCGUGUCGAAACGAUCAAAUGCGAUGUCUCCAAAGAAGCCGAUGUCCAGGCCAUGGUCGAGUCGCAAGAUAGCUGGGGCGGCACCGACGUCAUCUUCAACAACGCUGGAAUUAUGCACGCCGACGAUGCCGAUGCUAUCGAUACGCCGGAGAAGAUCUGGGAUUUGACGCACAAUAUCAAUGUCAAGGGUGUGUGGUUUGGCUCGAAGCAUGCGGUGUUGAGUCUACGACGGCACAAGAAGAACAAGGGAAGCAUCAUCAACACUGCCAGUGUGGUGGCUCUGGUUGGCAGUGCUACGCCCCAGCUGGCAUAUACGGCGAGCAAGGGCGCCGUAUUGGCUAUGACCCGGGAACUGGCAAUUGUGCAUGCGCGCGAGGGAUUCAGAUUCAACUCUCUGUGUCCAGCUCCGUUGAACACGCCGCUGCUCCAAGACUGGCUUGGUGAUGACAAACCUAAGCGCCAUCGUCGUGAGGUGCACUUCCCUACUGGUAGAUUUGGCGAGGCCAUCGAGCAGGCCAAUGCAGUGGUGUUCUUGGCUAGUGAUGAGUCUAGCUUCGUAAAUGGCACUGACUUUGUUGUUGAUGGAGGAAUGACCAAGGCAUAUGUCACCCCCGAAGGACCGGCUACAACUCCUCCUCAAAACCUCGGUAAAUAAAUGAUAUCCAUAGAUGACAAUGCACUAUUUAGGCAGGGACCUAGGUGUUUGUCUGCUCGUAUUCAAUUUGGUACUAGGAUAGUAAGAACCGAUUAUGAAAUUGCAUCAUCUAUAUUUUUUCAUUCCUUCCAACAUAUAGUAUAGCGUAUGAUUUCAUCAUUAUAGAUCUUGCGGAAUAUCGUUGACUAGGUGGACAUUACACUAGCAGAACAUGAUGCUUCAUUGAUUCCCUUAGUCAAAGUGAGAGACCGAAAAAUGUGCUACCUUGGUCUGUUCUUAGGUAUUAUU